Messenger RNA from Diachasma alloeum, 3236 nucleotides. RefSeq names its product putative ferric-chelate reductase 1 homolog. Gene Ontology annotation, molecular function: oxidoreductase activity, acting on metal ions. The record is from RefSeq and is a predicted model, not a curated record. Lineage: Eukaryota; Metazoa; Arthropoda; Insecta; Hymenoptera; Braconidae. The transcript has 6 exons. The coding region runs from base 302 to 2158 and encodes 618 amino acids.
AUAAAUCGGUGGAAAACAAUCGCCACUUCCUCCCGCCGCGGAUUAGACUCUCUACCUUGUUAUCAGUUUGAGGAGGAACUGCGGGUAAUUGGAGGAUAAAUUAACGAACGAAUAAUUCAGUGGCGGAGGAAAACGCAAUGGAAGAGGAGAGAACAAGGCGAAUUGCACUGAACUCGGAAUUUUAUGGAUUUACGAUUGAGCUCUGCUGACAGUUGUUGGCAUAUGCUCGGUGGACGCUAGGUUCUCCGACACUCAAGUACAUACGCAAGAAAUCUGCUGAGACGAUCGCUAUCACCUUGAGAUGAAUCGACUCAGAUUGUCCCUGCUCUUGACCCUCACCCUCUCGUCUGUGACCCUCGCCCUUCGGAAUGGCGCACCACCUGAUGCUUGUGGCCACCUGACUCCCCGUCAUCCUGACACAACCGCGACUCAAAGUUAUCCACCGUAUCAGAUACUUCCGGCUGCUGGACAAGGCAGAAUUCGAGUGAUUCUGGGCAGCCCUCAAGGACUCGCUUACCAGGGAUUCAUUAUCAAUGCUAGGAGUGCUGACACUGGAGAAUAUGUCGGCGAGUUCACCAAUCUUCCGGACAACGUCAAGGCUAUCGAGUGCACGCCCGGGCUCAAGAAUGGAGUUACUCACACAGACACCAGUGAAAAACACAACAUUGAAUUUGAUUGGGAAGCACCCGCCGACUACGAAGGAAUGAUUAUUUUCAACUCGACAUUCGCUCAAGAUUACAGUACGUACUGGGUGGGGAUUGAAUCGCCCCGGAUAACUGUUUUGGGACGUAGCAUAGAGGUGAUGACAUCGCCAACACCUCCACCAACAGAGAGACCAACGACACCGCCGUAUUACGAGGCACCUGUGGCACCCGAAAGCAACGAGGCCCUAGCACAGAAGCGUGCCAUUUACACCGGCUGCGGUACCACGAAAUCCUGUUUCGGUGUUCCAAGCAACUGCGUCGACUCCCAGGACUGCAAAGCGGUCGUCACCGUCUCCGUCCAAGGUGAGCGCUACAUCUUCGAGCUCCAAGGCGAAGGCGGCAAGUACGUGGCUGUGGGUCUCUCCGAGGAUGCGAAAAUGGGUGACGACAGUGUCGUCGAGUGCGUCGAGAACUCCGGGAAAAUUUUCAUCCACCACUCGUGGAAUACCGGCCACAAAAAUGACCGCUUGCCGUCGCAAUCCGGAAUACUGAAUCUCGAGCACAGCAGCUUUGUGGACAACAGAAUCUACUGCAAGUUCACCCGCGAGCGGAGGACCGUCAUUAAGGGCCACGAAUUCGACAUCGAGAAUAAGGCUUAUCACCUUCUCAUAGCUAUGGGCAAGGAUCUCAAACAAAAUGGCGUUGGCUACCAUAAUCUGCGAGAAGCGUCUGCUGAGGCGAGACGUCUGUCGGACGUAGCUAGGAUUGCAGCAACUGACGACGUACUUAUCCGUGUUCACGGGGCCCUGAUGAUCGCUUCCUGGAUUGGAACAGCUUCCGUUGGUAUCCUGAUGGCUAGGUACUACAAGCAAACAUGGCUGCGGUCGUCGCUCUGCGGUAAGGACCAGUGGUUUGCGUGGCAUCGAUUCUUCAUGAUCCUGACUUGGGCCAUGACUAUCGCCGGAUUCGUCGUCAUCUUCGUGGAAAUUGGCACCUGGAGUUCUGCCACUGUUCACGCGUCCUUGGGCGUUGUGACGACAGCUCUUGCGUUUAUUCAGCCCUUCAUGGCGGCGUUGAGACCCCAUCCUGGCACUCCUCGGCGGCCAUUGUUCAACUGGGCCCAUUGGUUCGUUGGCAAUGCUGCGCACAUCUGCGCGAUCGUCGCGUUGUUCUUCGCUGUGAGGUUAACUAAAGCAAAGAUACCGGACUGGGUUGACUAUGUGCUCGCAGCGUACGUUGUCUUCCAUGUUGUGACGCAUAUUGUGUUGUCAUUCGCUGGGUGUGCCUCGGACAGGCAGGACAGCCAGAGGAUCAAUGCCUUUCCCAUGAAGGAUCUUCAGAGGGGCUCCAUGGGACAUCCUGACGCCAGACGGGACGCCCCAUUGGCUGCCAUGAGGAAAUCCAUAUUCGCCAUUUAUUUUAUUGUUAUUGCUGUGUUUGUCGCGGCGCUGGUAGUGAUUGUUGUUUUGGCGCCCAUCGAAGAUUCGUGGGCCAAGUUUACGGAUAAUUUUUGAAGAGGUUGGAUGAUGUUGGGGAAUCUUGAGCGGAAAAUUCGUGAUUCUGAGCGAGUGGGAGAAUAUGCGAGUUUUUUGGAGGCGGGUUAUCUCUGAAUAGAGAGGGGUUUGAGAGAAAUAUCGUGAGGACUUUUUGUGGGGAAUUUCAUGAGCUAUACAAAAGGUGUUGGUAUUUUUCGAGAAACUCAUCAGCUAUAAAGAUAUUUUCAAAAUUAUUUGAACGGUAAUUUUUGGCAAAUUUGUCGGUAAUUGUUAGAUUCUCUCAGAAAGGAGUAGUUUUUCUUGAAAAUGUCACAGAACCCUUCUCAUGAAGGAGAAAAUUCAUUACAAAAAAAAUUCCUCACAUUCUUUCUCAGAUAACUCAUUACCGAUUUAAUUGACAAAUUAACGAAGAAUUAUUUCGCAACAGCAGUCGCCUCAAUAUUCGCAAUCAAAUGAUAUUUAUGUAUAACACUUGUUCGUUAAUUGAAAUGAUUGAUUAUGGGAUUUAAUUGGUCUUUAGGACAACAGAAAAUUGAAAUCACGAUUGAUGGAGCAAGUCAUUUGAAUUUGAGCGGAUUUUCAUCUCACUGAUUUCCCAAUUACUCUGUGUACAUAUCGAAUUGGUGGCCUACAAAUUGUUUAAAAGUGAUGCCUACAAAUUGUUUAAGAGUGUAGAAUCAUUAAUUGAGAGAUGAAUUUUAUUGAAAGAUAAGUUAUGAGCGACGGAAGUUGGACCUCCGAAUGGUGCAUUUACUUAAAUCUGUCUUUCCGCGAGUUGUUCUGUUACUGAGGGUAAUCACAGCAACUACGCUGGUUGCUGAACAUCUACCUGAUAUUAACUUUCGUACUUUUAUGUGCUAUAUGUAUGACGUAACAAUAGUUUUUAUAUUUAAUUGAUUAAAUUUAUUGAUUCAGCUGAGGAUUUCGGUGAUUUUGAUUACUGUAUUGAGUAUUUUCAUUUAAUUCUGCAGUAUUAGUUCAUUUUUUGAGAAGCUUGUGAGGAUUUACUUGAUGUUCGAGUGGAUUGAGUGGAAUUGUCGAAGGAUUUAUACGAAAUUUAUCAAAUAGAAAUAAAUGAUUUGGUUUAUUACUUGAA